AACCAAUCCCCCCAGCAUAUAAACACGGGAAUGAGACAUACAAACCCAUUUUUAAAGGUUUUGGGUUUGUUUUUUUUAAAAUCUCUACCAACCACUUGUGGGAAGUUUCUUGCUAGUACUGGGACUAGUACACCAGACCAGAGCAAUCCCUCUCCUGGAGCCCAGGUUAUCCUCUCCUCCUGCACAAACAUCCUCUGAAGACCGAAGAUGACAACAGAUAUGAUAGAGAGCAACAACACCAAAUCAAGCGCUCCCCUCCUGUCUCAGCGGUACCUGAGGCUGGUGACCAAGGACGGCCACAGCACAUUCCAGAUGGCUGGUGCCCAGGGCAGAAGUGUGGCGUACCUGCGAGACGUGUGGGGAAUACUCAUGGACAUGCGCUGGAGAUGGAUGAUGCUCGUCUUCUCAGCUUCCUUUGUCAUUCACUGGCUGGUCUUUGCAGUGCUCUGGUAUCUGCUGGCUGAGAUGAAUGGGGACCUGGAGCUGGACCACGAUGCUCCACCUGACAACCACACUAUAUGUGUCAAGUACAUCACCAGUUUUACAGCUGCCUUCUCCUUCUCACUGGAGACACAACUCACGAUUGGCUAUGGUACCAUGUUCCCAAGUGGGGAUUGUCCCAGUGCUAUUGCACUGCUGGCAAUCCAGAUGGUCCUGGGGCUCAUGCUAGAAGCCUUCCUCACAGGUGCUUUCGUGGCCAAGAUUGCACGGCCAAAGAACCGGGCGCUCUCCAUCCGCUUCUCACACUCUGCCGUGGUCACACACACCGACGGGAAGCCACACCUCAUGUUCCAGGUGGCCAAUACUCGCUCCAGCCCCCUGACCAGUGUCCAGAUCUCUGCUAUACUUUACCAAGAACAAGAGAGCGGGCAGUUGCACCAAACUAGCAUUGACUUUCACCUGGACAGCGUCACUGUGGAGGACUGUCCUUUUUUCAUUUUCCCACUGACAUACUACCACUCCAUCACUGCAUCCAGCCCGCUGGCUGCUCUCCUUCAACGAGAAGCUCCUCACCACUUUGAGCUUGUUGUCUUCCUGUCAGCUGUGCAGGAGGGCACAGGAGAAACGUGUCAGAGGAGAACAUCCUACCUCCCAUCAGAGAUCCUGGUGUACCAUCGCUUUGCCUCCCUGCUAGCCCGCAAUGCCAAAGGUGAAUACCAGAUCAAGAUGGAGAACUUUGAUAAGACUAUUCCUGAGCUCUCAGCUGCAGCUGACUCAAAAAGUCCAAAAAGGACUGACAAGGAGAUCCGCAUCAAUGGACAGCAUACCGACAGCUUCCAGCUCUCUGAGACUGGCCUCACAGAGUAG
Oenanthe melanoleuca is the source of this 1308-nucleotide messenger RNA. RefSeq names its product potassium inwardly rectifying channel subfamily J member 13 (gene KCNJ13). Gene Ontology annotation, cellular component: plasma membrane. Gene Ontology annotation, biological process: regulation of monoatomic ion transmembrane transport; potassium ion import across plasma membrane. NCBI's taxonomy places the organism in Eukaryota, Metazoa, Chordata, Aves, Passeriformes, Muscicapidae. The record is from RefSeq and is a predicted model, not a curated record. Gene Ontology annotation, molecular function: inward rectifier potassium channel activity. The transcript is spliced from 3 exons.